This is a messenger RNA of Tarenaya hassleriana, 1878 nucleotides long. RefSeq names its product putative pentatricopeptide repeat-containing protein At5g36300. Gene Ontology annotation, molecular function: protein binding. Bases 65 to 1573 code for a protein of 502 amino acids. The transcript is spliced from 5 exons. The record is from RefSeq and is a predicted model, not a curated record. NCBI's taxonomy places the organism in Eukaryota, Viridiplantae, Streptophyta, Magnoliopsida, Brassicales, Cleomaceae.
CAAAGAACAAGAACAAGAAGACUGACGGUCCAAACAAAAAUGUGAUUACAGCUUUCUUACAAACAUGUCUCUGGGAACCAAAGUUCACGGAUUCUGCGGAGCCAUCAUCCCCCGCGUUUCAGGUUCUUCAUUUUCGACGAGAAAUUCUUCUACACUGACCUCGAGAUGCUCAAAACCAUUCGUCAAUGGCUGCUCUCUCCUCCCGAGCUCGCGCCACACGACCACAGAGGAAGUACCCUUCUCGCUCUACAAUCGCUGGAUCCGCCAUUGUUGCCGAACAGGUCGAAUCGACGAGGCUAUGUCUCUGGUCGCCGAGAUGGACUCUCUCGGGUCACGACCCGAUUCCCUUACAUACGUUUGCUUGAUCGAAACCCUCGCUGGUCUCGGCAGGACACUCGAAGCGGAUGCUCUGUUUCAAGAAGCGGUUCGAUUCGGACCCCAUGGGAGCAAUACGAGGUUGAAGGUGAGGUUGUACAAUGUAUUGCUCAAAGGGUGUUUGAGAAAAGGCCAGUUAGAGCUUGCUGUUAGGGUUUUGGGUAAUAUGGAGGAGGAAAAUAUUGGGAAGAAUCAGGAAACUUAUGAGAUUCUACUGGAUUAUUACGUUAGUUCUGGGAGAUUGGAGGAUUACUGGCGUGUGGUUAAUGAGAUGAAGAAGAAAAAGUUUCAGUUGAGUUCCUUUGUUUAUGGGAAGAUCAUAGGGAUAUAUAGAGACAACGGGAUGUGGAAGAAGGCAUUAGAGAUUGUAGAAGAGGUUAGAGAGAUGGGUUUAGCCAUGGAUGUGCAUAUAUACAACAGCAUUAUCGAUGCAUUUGGUAAAUACGGAGAGUUAGACGAAGCUUUGCAAGUUCUAGAUAAAAUGCAGGCCUCCAGUGAUGCGAAACCGAAUAUCGGCACAUGGAAUUCGUUGAUACGUUGGCAUUGUCAUCAUGGUGCGCUUGAAAUGGCCAUUGAGUUGUUUACAAUGAUGCAAGAUCAGGGGCUUUAUCCUGACCCUAAGAUAUUUGUGAAUCUUAUUACCCGGUUGGGAGAGAAAGGGAAAUGGGAUUUGAUACAGAAAAUUUACGAAGCUAUAAAAUGUAGAGGACAUAAAGAUACAGGAGCUAUUUACGCGGCUUUAGUUGACGUUAUUGGACAGUAUGGUAGAUUUCAUGAUGUUAAGGGGCUUGUAGACAAGCUCAAGUCGGAAGGUCUUGCCCCUUCGGCUGGCCUGUUUUGUGCUUUGGCAAAUGCUUAUGCUCAGCAGGGACUAUGUGAACAGACAGUUAAGGUGCUCGAGACUAUGGAGAACGAGGGGAUCGAACCAAAUUUAAUCAUGCUGAAUGUGUUGAUUAAUGCAUUUGGAACCGCUGGGAGGCACAUGGAAGCUCUGUCAAUUUACCACCAUAUUAAAGAAAGUGGUUUCACCCCUGAUGUAGUGACCUAUAGCACGCUUAUGAAAGCAUUCAUUCGAGCAAAGAAGUAUGAAAAGGUGCCAGAAAUAUUCAGGGAAAUGGAAGCAUCUGGAUGUACUGCAGAUAGGAAAGCCAGACAAUUGCUGCAAAGUGCUUUGAUGAUUCUUGACAAAAGGCAUUAACUGUUUGCUUGUCCGUUUCAGCUGCUGUAGCUCGGGUUCUCGGUCAUGUAGGCAACAACAAGACAGCUGAUGUCUCUGAGCAUCUGUUGGGAAGAACAACAUAAAGAAAGCUGCUUGGAUGGUUCAAGAGAAGAGCAUUCUAGUGGAAGUAAUGGAAAUGUUGAUUGAAAGCAAUGGAGAUACAGAAUCUACGAGUGAAGUGGGACUGGUGAUUCAAUUGGAUCACCAACAAAAUGGGAACAUAAUGAUGUUGCUUCUUCUUCAUAUAUUCCUUAAAGGCUACCAAUCCAAUUUAUAAUGAUACA